AUGGCAUUCAAUAAAGAGACAUCCAACGACCUCGACGAUGUUAAGCUUGCUGCCCACCAUGAAGACAUCGCAGAUAUUGUUGGUCUCAGUGAAGAGGAGCAAGUCGUUGCAAAGAAGCUGGUUCGACGGAUUGAUCUGCUUAUCAUGCCACUGGUCAUUCUGGUCUAUCUGAUGAACUACAUUGACAGGAAUAAUUACGCAGCUGCUCGACUGCAAGGCCUUGAGACCGACCUCAAUCUCCAAGGCAAUCAAUACCAAACCGGCCUUGCCAUUCUCUUUGUGAGCUAUCUUCUCACCCAAGUGCCAUCUAACCUAUUUCUCAACUACUGUGGCCGACCGUCUCUAUAUCUCGGCUUCUUUGUUACGGCAUGGGGUCUUGUCUCUGUUUUAACAUCGCAAGUCAAAGGCUAUGGAGGUAUCGUGGCAUGUCGAUUUAUCCUUGGCCUUGUUGAAGCUCCAUUCUUUUCCGGUGCUCUUUUCUAUCUGUCUAAAUGGUAUACCCAGGACGAACUUACUCUUCGCAUGGCUAUCUUUUAUUCCGGAUCUCUGAUAUCUGGUGCUUUUGGUAAUUUAAUCGCCGCGGGUAUCUUGAAUGGCCUCGCAGGAAAGCGUGGAUUAGCAGCAUGGCAAUGGCUGUAUAUCAUCGAAGGCUCUAUCACCGUCUUUAUCGGGUUGAUCAUCUGUGCAAUCCUCCCGGACUUUCCACAUACAUGGCGCCUUCUCAGCGAGCAGGAAAAGCAUGUGGCUAAUCGUCGCAUGGCCCUUGAAGCUGCAAAUGCCGAUACAGAUGAUGGCAAGGGAAUGUCUCAACUGCGAGGGUUGAAGCUGGCUGUCAUGGACAUCAAGACGUGGAUUUUGGCAAUUGGAUACAUGGCCAUGGCUGGUGCAGGGGGAUUUCAGAAUUUUUUCCCAACGCUUACAGAUACGCUUGGCUAUGACCAUAUCGUCUCGCUGUUGCUGGUUGCGCCUCCGUAUGUCUUUAUGACCUUCUGGACGUAUGCCCACGGUGUCAUUGCGGAUAGAUGCAAGAGGCCAUUCUGGUUCUACAUGUAUCCCGUGCCGAUCACGAUAAUCGGGUCCAUCAUCUUCAUGAACUGCACCACCUUUGGACCGCGAUACUUUUCCUUCUUCCUCGUCAUAUUCAUCUUCGCCAUGAACAGCACCAUCUACAGCUGGAUCGCCUCGUCCAUCCCUCUGGGCAACUCCGCCUCCAUCUGGACGCCGUACACCUUUACCGAGAAUCAGGCGCCGUACUAUCGCACUGCGUUCGGAAUCAGUCUUGCGCUGCAGAUACUUGCCGCUUUGAUGGGUGUCACUCUACGGUGGGUGUUGGAGGUGGAGAAUAGACGGCUGGAGAAGUUGGAGAAUGAAGAUGCGCCGUUGUCCGAGGCGGAUAUGGAGAGUCUGAGGAGGACGGCGGAGAUUGGGGGGAUUGAUAUUGCGAUGGCGAGGGCCCAGCAGAGGGGAUUCCGAUAUAUGAUCUAG
Messenger RNA from Aspergillus wentii DTO 134E9, 1485 nucleotides. RefSeq lists its product as uncharacterized. Lineage: Eukaryota; Fungi; Ascomycota; Eurotiomycetes; Eurotiales; Aspergillaceae. The record is from RefSeq and is a predicted model, not a curated record. The coding region runs from base 1 to 1485 and encodes 494 amino acids. The transcript is spliced from 4 exons. Gene Ontology annotation, cellular component: membrane. Gene Ontology annotation, molecular function: transmembrane transporter activity. Gene Ontology annotation, biological process: transmembrane transport.